Messenger RNA from Cyclocybe aegerita, 474 nucleotides. The record is from the annotation of a GenBank genome assembly. Lineage: Eukaryota; Fungi; Basidiomycota; Agaricomycetes; Agaricales; Hemipholiotaceae.
AUGGGUCUCAUGAAGAUUGAUCUCUACGCUGGCAAUAAUACAUACUUGGCCACCAUUGCAAAUGAUAUAGAUCCUCUAGCGCUGAGCACAAUCGUCUAUAUCCCACAAAUCAUUCCAAAGAACUACCAUCUCUGUACCCUCCGCUUCAUCACGGCCAAUCCACCCCAAGUCAUUUACACCGCCGACUUCAACAUCAUUCCGAGCCCAUAUCUUGAAGAUCCUCCCACCUCGACGACCACGACAACAUCUUCCUCCUCUCUCCUGCCUACGACCGACAGCACCAUCUUGUCGAGGAUCAGCUCAACACAGCCUGCCUUGCCGAACCCAUCAGACAAACCAUCCUCAAAGAGUACUUCGUCGAGCUUGACCUGGUCCUUAGGCGGUAGAGGCAAGCUGGUUGACGUGGAGCGUGUCAAGUUCAGGCUUCUGUUCAUCGUCUGGCCCGCGCUCGUUGGUCUUUCGUUGGCGAUGUGA